AUGGAAAAUGAAGAAGAUAAAGAUAUGGUUAUGUUGCAUUUAGUCAGAAGAAACAACAAAAGCUUUUACGACCUUGCUAAGAUUUACAAAUCUGACAGAAAUUGGUUCUAUCGCGAAAACUUACCGAUUUCAAUGACCCCAAAUGAAGAUGUGAAACAAAUAGUUCAAGAUACGUUACCUCAAACACACUAUGAUAUUAAAGGUUGUACAAUUCUUACCUUCAAAGAAGAUUUGCCAUUGUUAAAGGAAAAAAUAACAGAGUAUUUUGACAACUUCAAACAAGUAGAGUAA
Messenger RNA from Trichomonas vaginalis G3, 291 nucleotides. RefSeq lists its product as uncharacterized. Bases 1 to 291 code for a protein of 96 amino acids. The record is from RefSeq and is a predicted model, not a curated record. Lineage: Eukaryota; Parabasalia; Trichomonadida; Trichomonadidae. The transcript has a single exon.